AGAGAAAGUGCACGCCCCUUUGGCCGCGGGGUGUGGCUGGCGUCCGGAGCUCGGCGCGGCACCUGGUGGCUGGUGCCCGACAUGGGGGUCACCGUGGACUUGCACCAGGUGUUCCAGUACCCGUUCGAGCAGGUAGUCGCCUGCUUCCUCCGAAAGUAUCCUAAUCCCAUGGAUAGAAAUGUCAUCUCUGUAAAAAUCGUGGAAGAAAAGAAAGAUGAAUUAACAGGACUCAUCUAUAGGAAGAGGAUUGCUAUCUGUCAGAAUGUGGUUCCAGAAAUUUUAAGGAAGGUGAGCAUUUUAAAGAUACCGUCUAUCCAGUUAGAAGAGGAAUCAUGGCUUAGUCCUCAGGAAAGGAACAUGGCUAUACGAAGUCACUGCCUCACGUGGACACAGUAUGCAUCCUUGAGGGAAGAGUCUGUCUUCCGAGAAAGUGUAGAAAAUCCAAAUUGGACAGAGUUCAUUCAAAGAGGCAGGAUUUCGAUCACAGGGGCUGGAUUUCUCAACUGCAUUUUGGAAACUUUUGCCAGUGCAUUCUUAAGACAGGGAGCCCAGAAGGGAAUUAGAAUAAUGGAGAUGCUGCUAAAGGAACAGUGUGGUGCCCCCUUAGCUGAAUAAAGAAUCUUCAGGAAACUGCUGUUGUAUCUACUUUUUUUCCCCAAGAACCACUCCUUGGCCACUGCGUGCUUCAGGAUACAGGCUUCGGGAUACAGUGUCGGUGUCUUAGAGAGGAGACCUUCCUGCCAGAGCAUAAACUGACACUUCGGACCCUGCUUCAAAUAGCGGGACUCAUGGAGAUGAGACCUUUUAAAAUGACUUUUUUAUGACAUAAUCUCUUUACAGUUUUAUGAA
Molecule: messenger RNA, 849 nt
Organism: Nannospalax galili (Upper Galilee mountains blind mole rat)
Lineage: Eukaryota; Metazoa; Chordata; Mammalia; Rodentia; Spalacidae
Gene: Prelid2
Product: PRELI domain containing 2
Exons: 7
Coding region: 82-615 (177 amino acids)
Biological process (GO): phospholipid transport
Cellular component (GO): mitochondrial intermembrane space
Molecular function (GO): phosphatidic acid transfer activity
Source: RefSeq, a predicted model, not a curated record